Cannabis sativa is the source of this 1638-nucleotide messenger RNA. Its product is annotated as serpin-ZX. The coding region runs from base 126 to 1298 and encodes 390 amino acids. Gene Ontology annotation, molecular function: serine-type endopeptidase inhibitor activity. The transcript is spliced from 2 exons. The record is from RefSeq and is a predicted model, not a curated record. NCBI's taxonomy places the organism in Eukaryota, Viridiplantae, Streptophyta, Magnoliopsida, Rosales, Cannabaceae.
CAUUUUGGUAAACUAAUGUCAUCGUGUCAUGUCGGUUGAUUUGAUUGUAUUAUUAUCUUUCUCCCUCAAAUAAAUUCACACAACUCUGUUUUGUUGCGAAGAGAAGACCAAAAAUCAAUCAAUCAAUGGAUGUUAGAGAAACCGUAAGCAACCAAACCGACGUCGCUUUGAGCCUCACCAAGCACCUCCUUCAGACCCAUGGCAAGGACUCCAAUGUGGUCUUCUCUCCUUCUUCGAUCCAUGUAGUGCUCAGCCUGAUCGCCGCUGGCUCUAAAGGUUCCACCUUGGAUCAGCUUCUCUCCUUCCUAAAGUUUAAAUCCAGCGAUCACCUCAACUCCUUCGCUUCCGAGCUUGUCGCCGUCGUACUCGCCGACGGAACCUCCGCCGGUGGACCCCGCUUGUCCUUCGCUAACGGUGCUUGGGUCGAGAGGUCUCUUCCUCUCAAGUCUUCUUUCCAACAGGUUGUUGAAAAUACUUACAAGGCGACUGUGAAUCAAGUAGAUUUUCAGACCAAGGCUGCUGAGGUGACAGGAGUAGUGAAUUCAUGGGCAGAAAAAGAAACUAAUGGGCUUAUCAAAGAGGUUCUUCCCUCUGGUUCAGUGGACAGCACAACCAAGCUCAUUUUUGCCAAUGCAUUAUACUUUAAAGGAGCUUGGAGUGAACAGUUUGACGCUUCUAAAACAAAAGAUAAUGACUUCCACCUUCUUAAUGGAAGCUCUGUCAAAGUACCCUUCAUGACCAGCAAGAAGAAACAAGUUGUAGGCGCAUACGAUGGAGUCAAGGUAUUAGCUCUUCCUUACAAGCAAGGGGAGGACAGGCGCCGUUUCUCCAUGUACUUCUUUCUUCCUGAUGCUAAGGAUGGGUUGCCAGCUUUGGUGGAAAAAAUGGGUUCUGAAUCUGGCUUUUUAGAACGCCACCUUCCUCGCCAACAAGUUGAAGUGGGAGACUUUAUGAUUCCGAAGUUUAAGAUUUCCUUUGGGUUCGAAGCUUCUGAUACUUUAAAAGGUUUAGGACUGGUGUUGCCUUUCUCUGGUGAAGGUGGUCUUACUGAGAUGGUGGACUCACCUGUGGGUCAGAACCUCUAUGUUUCGGACAUAUAUCAUAAGUCAUUCGUUGAAGUUAAUGAAGAAGGCACAGAAGCUGCAGCUGCUUCUGCUGCUGUUAUAAUGUUGAGAUCUCUCCGUGUGAGUGAUAAAAUAGACUUUGUUGCUGACCAUCCAUUCCUGUUCUUGAUCAGGGAAAAUAUGACUGGAAUGGUGCUAUUCAGUGGUCAGGUGGUUAAUCCCCUUGCAAGCUAAAUUACAUUUCUGUAAGGAAUAAAAAUUUGACUGGUUAUUAGCUGCCAUUACGUGGUACCCCUGAAUCGAGUGAGUGAGUUAAAAGUACCAUUGCACUUGCUAAUUAUUAUAAUUGCGGCUUCUAUGGUUUUUGAAUGUUCUUUUAGUUGUUGAUGAUGUUGUAUUUAUCUAAUUAUAGAAGAAUUAUAGUACAUACCCAUGUCUGGGCUUAGCUCGAGGAUCGUUGUUUGUUAAUUGCUGGACUUAUAUGUUAAGACUCGGAUGGAAGUAUGUAAUGCAACAUUGUCCUACAUAUUUGGUCAAUAUAAUCAAGUUAUCAAAUUUGAAUUUGAAACUAAAA